AUGGACUGCUACGUAAGCUACGGCGAUACGCAGAAACGUAAAGGCGAAGUCAUAACCUCUUUUCUGAGUACGAAGAUUACGGAACCAUUGCGGGUAGCGUUAGGAGCAAGAGGGAAAGAACUGUCUGAGCGAGUGACAGUACACUUUUGUGCUACGAAAUGA
Paraglomus brasilianum is the source of this 162-nucleotide messenger RNA. The record is from the annotation of a GenBank genome assembly. NCBI's taxonomy places the organism in Eukaryota, Fungi, Glomeromycota, Glomeromycetes, Paraglomerales, Paraglomeraceae.